CUCCUACUGCUCCUGUUCGCGACGCCAAUCCCUGUCCUGGGUGAAGAUGGCGCCAAGCUGUGUGGCCUCAAUGGCUGCCAAGCUAUAGAACUGGCCAAGAGGCACACGGAAUUGAUGAUGGCGAAGCUGAUGCAUACAAUCAAGCCCGAAGCUUUAGAAGAUGUUUUCGAGAACAUGAAAAAGCUGGAACAACUCGUCCGUAGCGUUGAAGAUCUUGAGAGAGAUGUGAGGAGUCUGUUCCAGCCAGUAUGGCCCGUGAACAACAGCCCGCAGCGCUGGUCCAUGUGCGCCGAAGGCCCCUGUUCUUGCAUGAUGGAAACGCGCGCCGUGUCAUGUUGGCGCCUCGAGUUGAUGUACCAUGUUCCCCGAAAGCAGCAGAUACCCGUGGACACUAGAAGUUUAGACUUGGGCAUGAAUCGCCUCAGAUUCCUCCACAAGGAUUCCUUCAACAGCCUAACCGAACUGGCCGAAUUAGACCUGAAUGAUAACCAACUAGAACUGCUUCCAUACAGCAUCUUCUACGAUCUUGAAAACUUAAGGCAUCUGAAGCUCCAUAAAAACAGACUGUUAUACCUGCCUCAAGACAUAUUCCAGGAUGCGCGAGCGCUACGAACCAUAGACCUCUCGCAUAACGUGCUCGAAGGCUUACCAAGCAACGGUUUUAAGAAGCUUUAUAACCUUUAUCUUCUGAACUUAGCGAACAAUGCCAUCACGCAUCUGGACGAGGAAAUUUUCUUCGAUCUAGAGAAUCUGGAGGAUCUGGAUAUAUCCGAAAAUAAGUUAAAGAUCAUCAGUAUAAAUCACAAUCAAUACUUGGAGCUCCUGUUUCAGAUUUCACCUUUCCAGCUACAGCAGAUUGGCCUGAAGAGGAAUCUAAGGAGUUCCAACAAAAAUCUUCACAAAGCAGUCUAUCAGCAGUGUUUGGAGUUGCCUCAGCUAGUAUUUUAUAAGUUACGGCGCCUAAAGCGUCUCAAGCUGUAUGAGAAUGAGCUCACCCGCCUUCCCUACGGCGUCUUCACUGACCUCUUUGACCUGCAAGAGCUUCACCUUCAGAACAACUUUAUUGAGAGUCUUCCUACGGGCGUGUUUGGGCACCUGACGAAUCUAACCUUCCUUGAGCUGACGAGCAAUCGCAUUAAGGCUAUAGAAUAUAGAGACUUCAUUGCCUUGGGCAAUCUCCGGUCUCUCUUUCUUGGUCAAAAUGGCAUCAUUAGAAUAAGUAACAAAACCUUUGUGGGUACUCCUAAGCUCGAGAAAUUGUACCUUUUCUCCAACAAGAUCGAAGAUAUAGAACUUGCUGCAUUCUCUGGUUUGAACAAUUUGGCUUGGUUGUUGCUGAACAAUAAUCUCCUGCGCUAUCUCCCAAGAGAGAUCUUCAGACGCACUCCAAGUCUGCUGCGACUUCAGAUUGACAGCAACAAGUUUAUGCAGCUACCUGAAGGGCUCCUUGAUGAGUUGCAAAUCGUGGAACAAGUAAAGCUGUCGAUGAAUCCAUGGCACUGUGACUGCUUCAUACUUUACCUCACAGGGUGGCUCCAUCGCAAUCCUGACAAGAUCUGGGACAGGCAGCCCAAGUGCCGCGGCCCCGGUGACCUGGGAGGCAAGCCCGUGAUAGAAAUGACGUUCAACAGUGUUUGUGACGGGCAAUGGGCUUCCAUGACGAAGAUUCAAGGUCGUGUUUGAAAGAACAGUACAGUUAUUUAGAAGAGCUUGUGAACUUUCCCUUUAUAUAUACUGGGAUCUUUCCAUUGAUAGUUUAUGCACAAAUAGUGUAAUAGAUUUUAUCAUUACAUUAUCAUAUUCAGAUGUAUUUAACGUUCAAUAUCAUGUACACGAGUUUCUAGAAACCAAAAUGAUAGUUACCAUGACAAAACUGGAAAAGGCAAGCACAUUCUUCACAUUUACACACGUGAUCACGGUUUGCUUUUCAAAAUCUCAGUAAUGUUGACACAUUCUUAACAUGGGGGACGAAAAUAGUUAAAACAAUGCUUUAUAACGUUAUUAAGUAUUUUCAGACAAAAAUCGUUAGUCAUAGAGCAAAAAUGUUUAGACACAUAUGAAACGGAGAGAUAGUUUACAUCAACUCCCAAUGGUAGUAUUACAUAGUUACUUAUCGAAUUCCCCAUGUGACUCUUAUGCUAAAUGUUUUAAUUUAAAUAAAGAUGUCUUCAUGCCGUGA
Messenger RNA from Penaeus chinensis, 2179 nucleotides. RefSeq names its product leucine-rich repeat-containing protein 15-like. The transcript is spliced from 13 exons. The record is from RefSeq and is a predicted model, not a curated record. Gene Ontology annotation, molecular function: protein binding. NCBI's taxonomy places the organism in Eukaryota, Metazoa, Arthropoda, Malacostraca, Decapoda, Penaeidae. Bases 115 to 1683 code for a protein of 522 amino acids.